Messenger RNA from Equus quagga, 2769 nucleotides. It is a transcript of the gene EMP1, whose product is annotated as epithelial membrane protein 1. Gene Ontology annotation, cellular component: plasma membrane. NCBI's taxonomy places the organism in Eukaryota, Metazoa, Chordata, Mammalia, Perissodactyla, Equidae. The coding region runs from base 191 to 655 and encodes 154 amino acids. The transcript is spliced from 5 exons. The record is from RefSeq and is a predicted model, not a curated record.
AACACAGUGAAAAGAAACCGCCCAUCACACACCCCAGCACACCAGCGCAGGAAACUUAUAACCUCGGGAGGCAGGGCCCUCCCGUCACUGCCUUCACAUACCUCCAGAAGAGCGGACGAGCGCCAGCUCCUGCCACUCAGGGCGCCUCAGACCCGAACUCUCGUUGCUCACGAGUCAUCAAAAAGCCAACAUGCUGGUAUUACUGGCUGGUAUCUUUGUGGUCCACAUCGCCACUGUCGUUAUGUUAUUUGUUUCCACCAUUGCCAAUGUCUGGGUGGUUGCAAAUGACGGAUCAUCAUCAUUAGGUAUUUGGAAAAACUGUAGCAAUGGUGUCUGCGAUCCUUUACCAUAUGGCGGGGAAGGCGCCCUCAAGUCAGUGCAGGCCUUCAUGAUCCUCUCCAUCAUCUUCUCUGUCGUCUCUCUCGUGGUCUUCGUGUUCCAGCUCUUCACCAUGGAGAAAGGAAACCGCUUCUUCCUCUCGGGGGCCGUCAUGCUGGUGUGCUGGCUGUGUGUUCUAAUUGGGGUAUCCAUCUACACUCAUCAUUACUCGUACAGAAACGGUUUCCACCACGGCUAUUGCUUCAUUCUGGGCUGGAUCUGCUUCUGCUUUAGCUUCAUCAUUGGCGUUCUCUAUCUGGUCCUGAGGAAGAAAUAAGACUGAACCAGUUUAUGGGGAUCUGGGGGGUGGGGAGAAGGAAGCUGUUGAAUUUGGGAGGGAGGUGGACGUUGCUAUGCAGGGAAAACCAAGAAAGGGAAGGGGGGCGGGGGAGGGGGAAGUAAGGGUGGGAGAGGCUGAAACCCAAACGUUACUGCAGAGGUUAUCUACUGUCAAGCCUCUGUCCUUGGGAGAAAGUAGUUGGCUAAAGACUUCGAUGCUCCCGUGAUCCGGGCCAGAGAGCCUCUCUCCAGCCACCAGACUUGGCCUCCAGCAGUUCUCAGUCACACACACUGCAGGGGCCCCAUCAGCUGCCACACCACUGGCUCCACUUCUGAGGGUGAAUUCUGAGUCUCGCACUGGGAUCCUCAGACCUACUGCUCCAAGUUAAAAUAGCGGUACAAGUUGCAGCAAGAGCUGAUCCUGUUUUUGUGUUGAAUAUGCUAAGCCUGGAAGCCAUACCACCCUUCCGAUCCAAAGCAAAACAUCACAUUGCAGUCUGAAGGGUUCACAGGAGGGCUUUGGCCCGGGAACCAUCAUCCCUCUUUAGAGCAGAUAUUUAGCUCUGUGGAAUUCAGUGGUAUUUGUGACAAAAUGGGAGGAAGAGAUAUAGUCAUAAGAUCAAGUUAGUGGGUUAGCUAAACCAAGAAAGAACUUUUCCCAAUGGAAGGCCUAGGGGCUGGUCAGAACCCAGACCAGACCUCACAUAGCUGUCCCUCAUGGAGACCUCUUGCCCUGGACUUUGCUAGACCUCUCGCUUAAAGCCAAGGCAGCUCUUCUGGAGUUUCUGUAAAGCCACUAAUGACCAGUUCAGUGGUGAAGGCACCACACAAAUUAUGGGAUCAAGGGGCAUCUUGCAACAGGGUGACAUUAGGGUUAUAUUUUUAGCGUCCCCUCUCCAUACAAUCAAUGUUUCUUUUAAAUAUAUAAUGGGAGAGAUGGACAUGGCCCCUUGUAACACAAUCUGUUACUGUCGCUCUAAAUUAUAAACUUUUGAGGAAGUUUUAUCUAAUUAUCCAUGUUGGGGAUCAGGGCUCCUAGGUGCAGUGGUAGCUUUAGCUUUGACACUGGCUGGAGUGGUCACCUUUCAGAGGCCCUGUCUAUCCCACUUCAAGGUGAGGCAGGGCAAUUCUGGAAGCUUAUUAAAACACACACAGACUAAAACCAAACACCAGAUUCGCGGGUGGAAGGUGCUAUAUAAUUGUAAAGUAUUAAGCAUACUAGAUUUCAGUCAUGAUAAAAAUGGUGCCUGCACUCCUAGGAAAAUAAGAAAAUUCUUGUGAGAUAAAUAAAAAUAUAGGUAAUGGGCAGGUAUUUUCUUUAAGAAAAAAAAGAAGGUAAAAGUCUUGUGGUACCCAGUCAGAUGGUAACCGAGCUGUCUGUUGCCACAGGAGCAUUUCUAUAGAGGACUUAGUAGUAGUAUGCUGUUCUUGGUUAUGCAGGCAUUGCUCUGGCCUACAGCAGUUAUUUUAAGCCAUCUCAGAUCCUAAAGGGGUUGUUUUGAGAAGACAUUUCCUUUAUCACCCUGAGAAAAAGAUUUACCCCAGGGAGAAUCUGAGACAUCUUGCUUUCUUUCCUUCUCCAAGCUCUCUCCCCCUCCCAUUUCUUACAUUCUUUUGCUUUUUUGGGGAGUUGUUAUGCCAUGAUUGUUGGUAUUUAUGUAAAAGGACUAUUACUAAGUAUAUUUCUCUGUGUUCAUUCUGGUUAAGGGAAUGUGGAGAGCAGGCCAUCAAAUUACUUGGGCAGGGGGUAGAGAGAUUGGCAAGCAAAAACUGGGGGAUGAUAAACUUUUUCAUUAUGGUGUAAUUAUCACAUGAUUACAGAAGGCUGUCUUAUGUGCAGUAGCAUGCUUACAUGUCAGAUUAUCCAAAAGAGAUAGUUGCAUUAUGUUAAAAGUCAAACUAUGACUGGAGUGAACCAUGUAUUCCCUUGUCUUUUACUUUGUUUCUGUGACAUUUAUGUCUCAUGUAAUUUGCAUUACGUUGGUGGGUUGUUCUAGUACUGUAUUUGGCUUCUUCUUUAAUAGGUUGAUAUUUCAUAUACUAUAAUUGUAAAUAUUUUGAUACAAAUGUUUAUUACUCUAGGGAUAUUAAAAUAGAUUCUGAUUCCCUUCA